Molecule: messenger RNA, 689 nt
Organism: Clonostachys byssicola
Lineage: Eukaryota; Fungi; Ascomycota; Sordariomycetes; Hypocreales; Bionectriaceae
Source: the annotation of a GenBank genome assembly
AUGGAACCAGAUCAGGUCUCCCUUCCUGUCUAUGAAGACAUCCUCCAGUCAUUCCUCCAUGAAGCUCGCGUCAAGUUGCCAUCUUACAAGGAAGAUCCCUCGUUCGACCAAGAGAUAAUUGACAUAUGUCUCGCUCAAGAUCUCCCCGCAGAUCGGAUGGAAGUUAUUGCAGGAGUUGGUAUAGCAACAGCGAAAUGGAUGUAUCCUUCGCAUGACCGAGAAACCCAAGUGGCUAUCGCUACUUUCACGGCCCUUGCAACCGCAGUCGACGAUCUCGGCGAGUCCAUAGCCGAGGGCUUACGACAAUACCGCACUAGGCUUUUGGCACGCCAACCACUUGGCGUCAAAGUGUUGCAGACUUUUUUUGAUGAAGUACUAAAUAUGGACCGGUUUUAUGAUACAUUUGCGACAGAUAUGAUCUUCAAGGGCACUGUCGACUUCUGCAGCGCCAACCUAGUGGAAAUUGAGAAAAUGGCUUUGUUGAAGGCCAACAAGAGUGCACCAGGUUUCGCAAACUACUUCCGCUUGAAGAGCGGUUUUGCGGAGCCUUAUGCAUUCUUCAUUUUCCCUGAGAAGUUGCUGCACGGAAGUAAUCCUUGUUGUCAUCUGCCCUUGAUCCCGGAUAUCGUGGGAUUCAUCAACGAAGCCAAUGAUGUAAUGUCAUAUUAUAAGGAAUCUUUGGUUGGUAA